GCCGAGUGGGUGAGACCCUGAAGACGUUCCGAGCCCAGGAUGGCACAGCAGACUCAACCAAUCUUGACUACGGGAGCUGGAAUCCCUGCUGGAGACAAGCUCAAUGUGCUGACGGCCGGCCCCCGGGGGCCAAUGCUGAUGCAGGAUGUGGUGUUUGUAGAUGAGAUGGCGCAUUUUGACCGGGAGAGGAUCCCGGAGAGAGUUGUCCAUGCAAAAGGAGCGGGCGCGUUCGGUUAUUUCGAGGUGACGCACGAUAUCACAAAGUACUGCAGAGCCAAGGUGUUUGAAAGAGUUGGGAAAAGGACGGACGUUGCAGUGAGAUUUUCCACAGUAGCUGGGGAAGCAGGAUCAGCAGAUUCUGUCCGAGACCCUCGGGGAUUUGCACUGAAAUUCUACACGGACGAUGGAAUCUGGGACCUGGUUGGAAACAACACCCCCAUUUUCUUCAUCAGAGAUCCCAUGAUGUUUCCAUCCUUCAUUCACAGCCAGAAGAGAAACCCCCAGACACACCUGAAGGACCCCGAUACAGUUUGGGAUUUCUGGAGCCUGCGCCCAGAGACUUUGCACCAGGUGACUUUCCUGUUCAGCGACCGUGGGAUCCCAGAUGGGCACAGACAUAUGAACGGCUAUGGGUCUCACACCUUCAAGCUCGUCAAUGCAGAAGGAAAGGCAGUUUACUGCAAGUUUCAUUACAAGACUGACCAGGGAAUAAAGAACCUCUCAGUAGAAGAAGCAGACAGACUGGUGGUGAGCGACCCAGAUUACGGCAUCAGAGACCUAUUCCAGUCCAUCGCCAAGAAGAACUUCCCAUCUUGGACCAUGUACCUCCAGGUCAUGACGUUCGAGGAAGCAGAGAAAUGUCCUUUCAAUCCUUUUGACCUCACAAAAGUCUGGCCACACAGAGAUUACCCGCUCAUCCCUGUUGGCAAGCUGGUGCUGAACAGAAACCCAGAGAACUACUUUGCAGAGGUGGAGCAGAUUGCCUUCGACCCCAGUAACAUGCCCCCCGGGAUUGAAGCCAGCCCAGAUAAAAUGCUUCAGGGUCGCCUGUUCUCCUACCCGGAUACGCACCGGUAUCGCCUGGGCCCAAACUAUCUGCACCUUCCUGUCAACUGCCCCCGGGGCGUGCAAGUGGCUCAUUACCAGCGGGACGGCCCCAUGUGCAUGUUUAAUAACCCCAGCCAUAUGCCGAAUUACUAUCCGAACAGCUUCAGUUCCCCCCGGGAUGAUCCAAAGUGCAAAGACUCCACCUUCGUGGCCGCAGGAGACGUGGGUCGGCACGACUGCAGUGAGGAGGACAAUGUGUCUCAGGUGAGGAUGUUCUACACUCAGACUCUGACUGAAGGAGAGCGGAAGAGACUGUGCGAGAACCUCGCCCGACACCUGAGUGAAGCUCAGAUCUUCAUCCAAGAAAGGGCUGUUAAAAACUUCACCGACGUUCACCCAGACUAUGGCGCCCGUAUAAAGUCCCUGCUGGAUAAAUAUAAUGGCGACGGCGGAGAGAAGGAGCCGUUGCACAACUACAUUCGCUAUACAGAGUGCCCAUGAGCGAGAUCCCUCCAUCCAAUAACAAAGAGCUUCAAAACUCUAUAUUUUUUUAUUCUUUAAUGUACCACUUCCAAUAAAUGGAUGUAAAGCUGAA
Messenger RNA from Xenopus tropicalis (tropical clawed frog), 1642 nucleotides. RefSeq names its product catalase, gene 3 (gene cat.3). Gene Ontology annotation, cellular component: peroxisomal matrix. The record is from RefSeq and is marked provisional. Gene Ontology annotation, molecular function: catalase activity; heme binding. The transcript is spliced from 13 exons. Gene Ontology annotation, biological process: response to oxidative stress; hydrogen peroxide catabolic process; cellular oxidant detoxification. Lineage: Eukaryota; Metazoa; Chordata; Amphibia; Anura; Pipidae. The coding region runs from base 40 to 1548 and encodes 502 amino acids.